AUGACUCUUAUAGAUGCCAUUUUGAAAGCGAACACGAUUGAAGGGGGGAGUCGCACCUCUCCACCGCCGGAAGCUAUUAAUUCUGAUAUUUGCAAGAAAAAUACAAAAAAGUAUGUGCAUAAGGUAUCUCACAACCCGAGCGUACGGCGCGUAGCGUUCCGCGCGCGCCUCAAAGAGCCAAUAGACCACCACAGACGGGGCCCUAUAAGAGCUGAUGUUCAGCCGGAGUUGCGGGGUAAGCGCAAUGAGGCACCGCGACCUCGGCCCAGAGCAGGAGAAGGAACAGGGGGGUUUUUAGGCCGAGUGGACAGUCACUGGAAGAAUGAACCAGUUCGUUUCAUGCAGUACUAUCAGAGUCGAGUCGACUUCCUAAAGAAAACGAGGAGGCAAAACCUGGCGCUGCAUAAACGAAUUAUGAAUGCGGAUCCGAAAAUAGUACCGACAGCGGAACUGAAUCGGGACUGGGCGCGCAACAGACGGAAGAUAGUCGAUCAGGCUGCUCGUCCCUUCCUGUUGUUUCCACCGAUAAUACCGGAAGAGAUCGAGGACCCCGCUUUUGUGGCACCUCUGAAUGUCAAGAGACCCAGAGUAUAUAUAACACUGGGUAUAAAAGAUGGUGCGGAGAUUGGGGAAAUAUGUGUGGAGCUCUUCACUGAUACCUGUCCUAAAACCUGCAAUCUGUUUCUGGAGUUGCUGGAUGGAGAUGCACACGGAUAUGGGUACAUCAACACCUGCUUUUACAGGUAA
Molecule: messenger RNA, 747 nt
Organism: Spodoptera exigua (beet armyworm)
Lineage: Eukaryota; Metazoa; Arthropoda; Insecta; Lepidoptera; Noctuidae
Source: the annotation of a GenBank genome assembly